AUGAUCACUCACAUCCUUGUGCUCUUGGUUCUCACUUUCGCGGCAGCCGUUGUCGCGAUCCCGACCUGGGAAGGAUUCAAUUCCCGGGCAUCCAUUGGCUCCCUCGUCCCCGGCGCAGCUGCCAUCGAGGCAAUGGGUCUCCCAUACGGACAUCCCUAUUACCUGUCCACGUCUGCGCCUCGAGGACAUUCUGGCAAUGCGACGGUCACUCAUACGCCUGACCCACCCAUGUUCUUCGUCAAUCGCAAUCAGCUCUUCUUGUACACAAACGAUUCCUCCAUCUUGACCGUCAACGUGCUCAACACUACCGCCUCGGACGAAGACCCGAUGCCGUAUAAGAUCACUCUCGAUAAUAAACGUGCUGGCUUGUCAGACACAGUGUGGAGAUGGCAGGGGACGCUCUUACAGUUCGACCACGGCCAGCGGAACAACCAGGGAUUGUAUUAUUCUUGUCUGAAUAAGAGAGGGAUCUGGAACCUUUACCUGUUCCUGCAGCCGGCCCCCACACCCGACGAUUGUAAGAUCGUGACGCUGCAUAGCUUUGGCCAUCUGGGACUACACGAGCAGCAUGCUUCGUAG
Messenger RNA from Heterobasidion irregulare TC 32-1, 579 nucleotides. RefSeq lists its product as uncharacterized. The record is from RefSeq and is a predicted model, not a curated record. NCBI's taxonomy places the organism in Eukaryota, Fungi, Basidiomycota, Agaricomycetes, Russulales, Bondarzewiaceae. The transcript is spliced from 3 exons. Bases 1 to 579 code for a protein of 192 amino acids.